Molecule: messenger RNA, 15484 nt
Organism: Porites lobata
Lineage: Eukaryota; Metazoa; Cnidaria; Anthozoa; Scleractinia; Poritidae
Source: the annotation of a GenBank genome assembly
CAAUUUGUUUCCUGUACUGUGGGUGCAUAUUUUUUGUAGUAUACUCGUAUACUACAAAACUGGCAGCAUACAAGCUUUUCCGUAGCCUUUCUCUCCGUAGAAAAUGUCAUGUGUUUAAGGCAGCACAAGCAUUUUAAGCAUUUCCACUUAACUUUUACAAAAUAUUACGUUUGGGGAAGGUGUAAGCUUGCUUGAGCGAAGACUCCAGACGGUUCAAUGGUCAGUCGUCCGGUAAGUUUCAAGGUCUUUAUCUUUAUCUUUAUCGCCCCUAUAUAUGAGACGUUUUUAAAAGCUCUUAUUUGUUGUACUUUCAUGAGGUGUGCAGAUUUCAAGAACGGCCUUAAAAUUUGCGUUUAAUUUUGCGACCGCGGUCAGAUUUGUGUACUAAUAUGACAGUCGACGAGUGUUAUAAUUUGAAAAGCCGAAAUUUACAUGUAAGAGUUCAUACGAUCGACGCUAAAGUUGGGUAAUGUACCUGGGGGAAAGCCGUCAAAUGAUGAUCGGGCAGGUGUCUAUUUACCUUUAUAUGAACGAAUCAAGCUUUAUUAGCCCUCCCUACCUGGAGGUAUGUGAAAUUGUUAUUGAUAUCGCAAAGGAUAUGCAUAAUCCUUGUCAAGGGAAACUUUACGCUCGACCAAUCAUUUAAAUUGAAAUGACGAAACUUUUGGGUUACGCACUAAACAUAACGGUAAGUCUUUGGCGACCGAAAGAGUGGGGAAGUGGAAGGGAUGCGUGAAUAGUUGGUAUUCCAUUGCUUCUAUUUAAUAUGGUGCCGUGAUAUCUAUGAACAAAACAAGUUUAGGCGGGUAAACAGAGUCAUGUCGGACGUGUUGUGUCUUUGGAGUUACGAAACGAGAACGCUUAUAGAUGUUCUUCUUAGUUCAUGUCAGGAAAACGAACUAAACUCACCUAAAGGGAAAUCUUAGGCAUCAAAUUUCACUUCCUUGUUCUUUGUGUGCUAUUGAUAUUGACAAUAUUAGGCCUGUUUCAGACGUCGUGCUACUGCCUUGCUAAGCUGGCUCGACUGUAGUACAACACUAGCACGACUUGGUUUUAGACGUCGAAUUUAAUUCAGUCGAAUAGAAAGGUUGUUGCCGAAACCAAAACACAAAAAUAAAGAAACGAUUUAGGAAACUUUUAAAUGUAUUCUAAUGUAUGCAUAAUUUAUGAAUUGAGUUCAGCACGGUAGCAGCACGACUUGGUUUUAAACGCCGCUCUACUGCCGUACUAAAGUCGAACUUAAUUCGUCGAUCGUUUAGUUCGGCACGGCAGUAGCACGACGUUUGAAACGGGCCUUACAUGUACAAAACCAGGGCCGUACACAAAGGAGCUUCAUGUAAUUUUAGGGAGGUGAAAAAAGUUAAAGAAUAUAGCGUGAAAUUAUAUGAUUUCUCUUAUGUUAUAAGAAUGGUCUAAAGGCUUAUAAUUUGAUUGAUGAGGGGACAGUUUUAUAUUUCUUGUGAAUUUAGACACAAUGGUACAACAACUCUUUGAAUUACAAGUGAUUGGACUCGACAAUUUCUGUCGUGUUUACGUCAUGGUUGGUGCAGCCUUGAGACAAACGUCGUGCUUGAAUUGCGCCCAUUGUGUUCGUAAAUCUCUUACAUAAUAAGCCCCUUGCAAACGGAUGCAACAUUGUUGGUUGUCAUAUGUUGCGUCCUUUUGCACACUCUGUUGCAUGUUAUUGCGUGUUGUUGGGAGUUGUUGCGUAAAGUUUGACACCAGUAAAACUUUUGAGCUAACAACUCUCAAAAUUUCUUUUGUUGUGUGAUCGCCGAAGCGUAGCCCAACAAUGUUGGAUCCGUAAAGCAUAGCUGUUCCAACAUGGUUGGGGCCACACACGCGCAUUGAGGUCUUAUGGUCUGUAUCCUUCUCACGCCGAUGCACUGCAGGUCCUAACAUUGUUGGGAGGUGUUGCAUCCGUUUGCACACCACUGCCAACACGAACGCAACAACUCACAACUUUGUUGGCCCAACAAUGUUGGGAGUUGUUUCGUUCUUUUGCAGGUAGCUUAAUCUUUCUCAAAGUGAAUCUGUGCCCGAACAAAGGGUACCUAUUUGAGUCCCGUAAUUUGGUCAAACUUGUGUCAAGAGAGGAGUCAAAGAGGCUAAAUCUAUACACGCUUUUAAGAAUCAAAAUUUUAGGCCUUCAAGAUGUAACUACAGAGAGCUGUAAGAGUCUCAAUGUGUCUAAUAAUAAUAAUAAUUCCGUUAUUUACCCUCGGCAAUAUUUAUAGCAGUAAUGCUGUGCCGAUAGGUUUUGCCUUUCCAGGCGCAAAUCGGGGAAAACAGCGUUGAGGGAAUUUUGACGGCGUAUCAAAAACAAGGAGGGGAACUAACUCAGUCUUCUGUAACUCGCUUGGUUAGCAAGACUGGAAUUCGUCACUGUUCCACAGUACUGCGGAUCUGCUACAACUGAAAACAAGACAGGACUCAAACUUGGACUUUAACAGUUUAAUCUUCAGCUCGUGGACGUAAAUCACACAGGCACGUGAAUCGAGAAACAGGGAUAACAGUGCUCCAUUUAUACAGACCGAUCAACUUAUUACAACAUCACAAAACAAAUGGAAAGGAGGCUGAAUAAAAUCAGCUGAAAACUGAAAACUAAUCUGGAUAAAUUGAGCUGUAAAUUUCAUAUCCUAAACUAACUGACUCAAAAUUAAAUGUCAGUCGAGCAAAUGAAUUUCGGAAACGUAUAAAGAUUGAGCAGCCACUAAAGCUGUGGAAAAGAAUUGGAGUUUCCUUUGCUCAGGAUUCGAGUCCUUGAAUUGUCAAAACUAAAAACAGUUGGUAUUUGAACAGGAAAGGUCCAGUUUUUCAGCCACUAAGCUGUAUCAUUAUUUCUAGGAAAUGCAAUUUUCGAGGAUACAUAUAAUAUGUGUAUAUAAACUACUUAAGGUACACUGUUCUAAUAAUUAUAUACAGGGAUAAACAUUCCUGGUUAUAAUAUCUGUACAGGCUUAUAAUUUUGUAAUUCACGUGCCUUUAAAUAAAUUUAAAACCUAGUGAAAUCAACAUUUUCCCCCUAACUAAGCUAGUGGGGCCGGGCAACUGCCUGAAACAAAUAAUUCAAAUCAAACAUAACAGGUUAAGAAUCCCAACUCUUCUAGCUAAAUUUACAUUUGCGAUUAUCAGGACUGCAAAUUAAUUUGAUAUCUUAGGCAUCGUAAUGUAUCCUAGUUAAGUACAGUAGAGUGAUUUUACCUAACCCGUGAAAUAGGUAGUAGAAUAAUACGCAAUAUUAUCACUGUAUUAUGUACUAAUUCCAUUGUCUUCUUCUGUUCACCAGUAGGUAUUUUGUAGUAGUUGUUAGUAUCUAUUACACGGGUCAAGUAAAAUCACCCUGUGUAACUUGGUGUGUAGUAAGUUAGGUGUCCCCAUUAAUUUACAACUGUGUUAAGUAAGUAACUAUCAUUAUUAUUAUAUUUUAUGUGAAUACUAAUUUUCUUAACACAGGAGCUGUAGUAAGGAGUUCAGUUCAAGCUACAGGCGAAAUGAAUGUCACACCAUCCUGUAAAGAAAACAAUGGAGGACAAUGAAACUGACAAUGACUUUGAGAAGGACACUUUAAGAGGUGUAUAUAAACUGAAUAAAACGAUUUUAGUAUAGUAGUUGACGUUAUAACAUAGGUUUAACAUAGUAAUAAUCGUUAUUUGGAGAACAAGUACAGAAUUUUUAAGUUUGUUUAGUGUCGUUCUUGGCAAGCCUGUGUAGCUAGCGGUUUGUUUGUAGUCGUAGCCUAUUCCAGGCGUUCAGAUAGUGGAGUGCUGCACAAAAUAAGAGAGCGGGAGACAAAUAAGGAGAUGAGGAUGCGGGAGAAAAACUCUCACCCCUUCCCCACCCCAUCGCCAUUUUUCCUGCGCACAUCUCUUCGCCCCGUACCCCCCUGUAGAGCGCGCACUUUUUCCCCAUUCCCCUCGCGGCUUCUCCGCUCGUUCAGAGGCACGCUCCCCACUGAAAACCGCCAGCAACUCAGGUUAGAUUGACUACCAUAACCUUGCAUAAAACGUCUCUUAAUAGCCGGAAAGAAUGAACAAGUUUGUCAGAAACUGUGAGUAAGGAAGGUACGAACAGUUACAGUUCGUUCCCGGUACGUGCUUCCUAUCUCAGACAGUUGACCAGUCUUAUUUUAAACCCAGGAACGAACCUUGGUCGCGGGGUAGAGUUAUACUAAGCCUUAACUAAAAUAUGGAAUGGCAAGUUUACUUUAACACUGACUAUCCACCAUCUGUUUGAAGUCUUAUAUCACUUGAACUCUCGAUCAUUUAUACUUUUAAUCACUCAAUAAAAAUAGUUCUAGGUUGUUGAAUAUGACGUCAGCCUACGCCCCCCCGUACGAACGCUGUACAGACUGUAAGGAAAGGGCAGGGGUCACUGUGCAAGUAAAGGGAUCGACGAAGGAGUCCAAGACAUGCAUCUUGCGUUUGUCUAGGCGAAAAUUUAACCAGUUCAGUUCUUUUCUCAAUCAACAACAAUGAAAUUUUUUUAUCAAUUAAAGGGGUAAGUUUGUAAAGAAACUGUGGUGUUGCGUCGGUAGAGAAGUAAAACUUACACAAAGACUUAGUUUUAUCAACUGAGCUGAUAAUUAAAGCAAAUCGGCAACAUAGAAAGAUCAAGAUAAACUGGAGUUCAGAAGACGCGCAACAGAAGAAGGCGAUUCAGGAACUAUAAACCCAAAAUCUUAAUUUUGGUUGUAAGUAAACUUCAAACAAAAAGCGGGCUUAUUAACCAGGGUCUUCACUGGCUCUUCACUACAUUUUGUAUGUCAGACAACAUUUUCAGUUUAAAUUAAUCUCUGGCCUCCGCUACUUCAGUUACUAGCAAAACUUUGUAUGUAUUUUUGUUUCAGUAAUUGCGGAGACUAGCAAAAAUGCUGGCAAUGAUGCAUUUCAUAAGGAUGAUUUUGUCAAAGCUAUAAACUUGUACACAGAGGGAAUUGAAGCGAAAUGCAAGGAUGAGGAUCUGAAUGCCAAAUUGUAUAACAACAGGGCAUCAGCUCACUAUCACUUGGGUAAAUAUCAUAUUCAUAUUUACGCAUUGUCAACAUUGCACUAAAUUCCGUAUCCAACAUUCCAUUCUCUAAUUUGCAUCCCAGCCCUGAUACACUUCUGGAAUCUCUAUGUAACUGUCUCUAUUGCCCCAAUGAUGAAUCAGGAUAAAGUCUUAGGUGGGCGAACUUUUUAAAGCUUAAGAAAGUAACAGAGGGGGAAGGGGGGUGGGUUCUCGAUAGACCUCGAUAACAUCGUCUCAAAGCAGAUAGUGCCUGGUCUCUUGAUUUACGUGUUCAUUAAUAGUUCAAUUCACGUAUGCAUCUUCCCGUUCCGCCGAUGUAUACUGCGCUGCAUUCGCAAGGAAUCUUAUAAAAUACUCAAUGUUGCUUCCUUGGGUUACUUAAAGAUCCUUAGAUCGCACAGAAUGUUCAGUGUCGUGUCGAAUAUGAAGACAGCACGGGUGUACGCAUCGUUUAAAUGCAAGACAGGCACUGGUCCUCAAUUAAGAGACCCCUAGAUAAAGCAUAAAUUUUAAGUGCUGAUUUUUCUUCGAGCUGAUAGGGUAAUUCUUUCUAAUCUACUUGAGGAUUAUUCUUUUUAAUUCACGAAUAAUAAGAAAAAAUUCUUGACAGAGAUGUGAUGGCGAACGUUGAGCCUGCUCAGUACCUUAGAAAGAUGAUUUGUCAAUUAGUGACACAGGCAGCUCAGAGGGAAAAAUCCGAGUACUCCCAAUACUCCCUGUGUCACUGAUGAAAAUCAUCUUUCUCAUGUAUUAAACAGGCUCCAAAUUCACCAUCACAUCUGUAUCAUUGCCCAUAAGUACAUAUCAACAUUCUUGACCUAGCAGUAUGCAGGUUAUUUGUCACUUGAACCUUGUUCGGUAGUGCCCUUACCUCCCACGAGUCUCUUGAAGCUUAGUGGUAGAGCAUCUGGACUAGCAGACAGAAGGUCAUAGCUUCGACUCCUAUUGGGCCGCCUGUAUGCGUCACUGAUUGAAAAGUCAUCUUUCUCUAAAAACUCUCUUUCAGAGAAUUACCAUGAUUGUCUGAGUGACGUAAAAGCUGCGACAGCACUACAGCCGUCUUAUCUCAAGGCGAUUAUCAGAGGUAAAAAUGAAUCACAGUAGAAAACCUGAAUUUUUUUCUCCAUUUAACCAUUUCGAAUGCGUCGCCUUUUUUUCCCUAGGGGCGAAGACCUGUUUAAAGUUGAAGAAGCUCGAAGAAGCCAUCAUCUGGUGUGAUAAAGGACUGGCCGUAUCCUUUCUAUGUUAUCGUCUUCACAGACCUUCUUUUUCUCUUUUUUUGACAUCUUAGUGUGCGCGUACGAAAAUAAAAACCGCAGGGGAUUUAUUAAGCAGCAACGCACUGGAUAAAUUACUCAAAAAGAAGGAAGGAAAAAGCGUGUGCGGACAGACUAUCUUUAAUUAGAAGAUCACAUACAAAUCCCUGACCGCACAGAUUAUUACCUCCUUUACUUUUACUAGGUCAAUGUCUCUUUUUUUAUGUUUUGGUAAAUUAAGCUUGAAUCGAUAAAAUUGGUUUAAAUAUUAAUUGAAUUUUUGGUGCCAUGUUCUGACGUCUCACACAAAGAGUAGCGUACAAAACAGAUUAUCGAACCGUUUUAAAACACAGCUCAACUGAUGCUGCUGCUACUAAAACGUGUCAUUCCUGCCACUGCCGUCAGCCUAGUUUAAGGUAAAAGCAGAUUAUUUUCUAUCCCCUUAACUUUUGUAAGAUUGACAAGGACAAUAAGGAUCUGUUGGAGAUAAAGACUUGUUCUGUCAUAGAACGCGAAAAGAUUUUAACACAGGAAGGCGAUAAAGCAGCAAAAGAGGAGAGCGAUUCACAAACAAACCAAACAUCGUUUGAUUGUACAGGUAAGUGUUAAAACUCCAAACACAAGGCGUACCUAUAACGAGCGUCUUUAUUUCAAGUGGUUCUACAAUUUGUCAGCCGCAUCAAAUGUUAUGUUUUUUUCUCUGACCUUGACUCAUUAAAAUACUGGCAGAACUCAAAACCACUCUGUUUGUAUUUUUAUUUCAGCCAUAGCAGAAACUCACAAAAAUGCCGGCAAUGAUGCAUUUAGUAAACAUGAUUUUGUCAAGGCUAUUAACUUGUACACAGAGGGAAUUGGAGUAAAAUGCAAGGAUGAGGAUCUGAAUGCCAAAUUAUACAACAACAGGGCAUCAGCCCAUUAUCACUUGGGUAAAGUAUCAUUCAUAUUAUAAUAACUUAACGCACUGUCAACACUGCAUGUUGUUCCGUAUCCAACAUUCUAUUGUCUAUUCUGCAUCUUUGCCCUUUUACGUUAAGACACUCCUGGAAUCCCAAUUCAACUGUCUCUCUUGGCCCUAUUGAUGUUAUCAGGGUCGGUGAAGUCUUAUGUCCUAUUAUCAUCACUUGGUUAUGCGGACGAUCUUGUUAAAGCCUAAGGGAGAAACAGUGUGGGAAGGGGGAUGGGGUCUCUAUAGGGAAUUUUUAACUUCAUCUCCCAAAGAGCGUAGUGGCUGGUCUCAUUUGCAUGUUCAUUAAUAGCUCAAGUCUGUAGUCCCUGAAAAGCGUACGUCCGUUUUAUGUGCCGUAAUAGGUUCAAUUUAUGCACGCAUCUUCCAGUUCCGCCAAUUUAUACUACGCUGCAUUCGCAAUAAGGAAUCUUAUAAAACACUGACAAUCUUGCUUCCUUGGGUUACUUAAGGAUCCUAAGAUCGCACAAAGUGUUGUCAUUUCGAAUAUGAAGACAGCUCGGUUGUACCCAUCCUUUAAUUACAAAAUAGGUACUGCCCCUAAAUUAAGUGACCAGUGGAUAAAAUAUGAAUUUUAAUCGCUCACUUUUUCGAGUUAAUAGGGUGCAAUUCUUUCUGAUCAACUCUACUUGAGGAUUAUUCUUUUUAAUUUAAUUAAGAGAUAAAAAUUCUUGAUAGAGAUGUGAUAGUGAAUUGUAAGCCUUGUAAAUAUAUUGGAAAGAUGAUUUUUUAAUUAGUGAAACAGGCGGCUCGGAAGGAAGAAUCCGAGUACUCUCAAUACCUCCUGUGUCACGGAUCGUAAAACCAUCUUUCUCAUAUAUUCAACAGACUUCAAAUUCACCAUCACACCUCUAUCAUUGCGCAUAAGCACGUAUCAACAUUCUUGACCUAGCAGUAUGUGCCAGGGUAAUUUGUCACUUGAACCUUGCCUUGGCUCCCGCUAGUCUCUUGUAGCUUAGUGGUAGAGCAUCCGGACUAGCAGCCUGAAGGUCGUAGCUUCGACUCCCAUUGGGCCGCCUGUAUGCGUCACUGAUUGAAAAGUCAUCUUUCUCAAAAAACUCUUUUUCAGAGAAUUACCAUGAUUGUCUGAGUGACGUAGAAGCUACGACAGCACUACAGCCAUCUUAUCUCAAGGCGAUUAUCAGAGGUGAAAAAGAAUCUCAGUAGAACACCUGAAUCUUAAAAUUUCCUCCAUUAAAUCAUUUCAAAUGAGUCGACUUUUUUUCACUAGGGGCGAACAACUGUUUAAAGUUGAAGAAGUUUGAAGAAGCCAUCAUCUGGUGCGACAAAGGAUUAGACGUAUCCUUUCUUUAUCCUGUUCACAGACAUUCUAUUUUCUCUUUUGAGAUCUUGUGCGCGUACGAAAAUAGAAACUGUGGGGGAUUUAUUAAGCCGUAACGCACUGGAUAAAUUACUCAAACCAAAAGAAAGGAAAAAAAUUGUGUGGACAGGCUAUCUUUUCUUAGAGGAGUAAAUACAAUCGCUGACCGGGCAAAUUGUUACGUCGUAAUCCUUUAUUUUACUAGGUCAAUAUCUCUUAAUACAGUCGGUUGGUUUGUUGGUGACGCGUCCUGACGUCUCACACAAAGAGUAGCCAUUUAUAUACACGUACAAAACGGAUUACCGAUGAACCAUUUCUCCAAUUUCUGCUGCUGCUACUACCACUGCCGCCAGCCAAGAUUAUUAUUAUUUUCUACCCCCUUAACUCUUGUAAGAUUGACAAGAACAACCAGGAUCUGUUGGAGAUAAAGACUUGUUCUUCCAUAGAAUGCGAACACAUUUUAACACAGGAAGGUGAUAAACCAGCAAAAGAGGAGAGCAAUCCACCAACAAACCCAAGACCUCUUGAUCGCACGAGUAAGUAAAAUCCAAACAGAAAGCGCACUUGUAAUCAUGGCCACGGUCUUUACGUCAAGUGGAUGUACAAUUUACCAGGCAUCAAAUGUUAUGUUUUGAUCUCUGGCUUUCACUCAUUUAUACUGGCGGAACUCAAAACCACUCUGUUUGUAUUUUUAUUUCAGCUAUGGCAGAAAUUCACAAAAAUGCCGGCAAUGAUGCAUUUCUUAAAGGUGAUUUUGUCAAGGCUAUUAACUUGUACACAGAGGGAAUUGAAGUAAAAUGCAAGGAUGAGGAUCUGAAUGCCAAAUUAUACAACAACAGGGCAUCAGCCCAUUAUCACUUGGGUAAAGUAUCAUUCAUAUUAUAUUAACUCAACGCAUUGUCAACACUGCAUUUUGUUUCGUAUCCAACAUUCUAUUGUCUAUUCUGCAUCUUUGCCCUUUUUCAGUUCCGCCAAUUUUUGCUUCGCUUUAUUCGCAAGAAAUCUUAUAAAAUACUCACAAUCUUGCUUUCAUGGGUCACUAAACUUUUCUUAGAUCACAUUAAGUGUUUCAUCGUGUCGGAUCUGAUAACACCUCGAGCGUACGCAAGGUUUACGUAGAGUCUAUAAAGUAGCCGCUGCCCCCUCAGUUUGUGCCGAUUAUUCUUUUUAAUGUGGGUGUAAUAAAACUCUUUUUCAGGAAAUUAUCCAGAUUGUCUAAGUGACGUAAAAGCUGCCACAGCACUACAGCCGUCUUACCUCAAGGCGAUUAUCCGGGGUGAAUAUGAAUCUCAGUUGAAAACUUGAAUUUUUCCUAAAACAAUGAUUUCAAACGAGUGGACUUUUUUCACUAGGAGCGAACACCUGUUUAAAGUUGAAGCAGUUUGAAGAAGCCAUCAUCUGGUGUGAUAAAGGACUUGCUGUAUCCUUUCUUUAGCCUGUUCACAGACCUUCUAUUUUCUCUUUUCAGAUCUUCUAGUCUGCGUACAAAAAAUAAUCCCCGCGUGGGAUUUAUUAAUUCGUAAUGCACUGGACAAAUAACUAGUUCGCUAACGUACGUGUGGACAGGCUAUCCUUUCUUAGAAGAGUAAAUACAAAAACCCUGACCGCGUUAUUAAUACUUCAAUUUUGCUACGUCAACGUUUUUUUUAAUUAUUUUUCAUCUUCGUUAUCAGUAUCCUUUCUUGGAUCUCCUGUCAAAGUCUUUAACGGUUCUUAUUUUUUCCAGGAGGCCCUAUGUGGGCCUCUCGGAUAACAUGAUCUAGGUCUUGAUAACUGAAGACGGAUAACUUCUGCCUGAGGUGUUUAUAACUCAGACAACUCAAGACUAAGUAAGAAAAUCAGUCUUGCGGGGCAAAUUCGUUCCAGGAAAAAUUCAGAGUUUGCAGUUUCAGCAAAAAAUUAGCCUGGGACCAGGCUCCGAAGUGGGGGGAAAGGCAAAACACGAAGUGAAAUGGGAAAAAUAAAUAUCGGCUAGCGAAGUGCGUCGAUGGGUGGGCCGGGGAGGGGGGAUGGGCGGUGCCACAGCCACCCUUUCCCUACCCAGACUACUGCUGGGCUCGCUUCGCUCGCCGAUUUUUUUCUCCUCUUCCCCCAAUGCGGAGCCUGGUCCCAGGUUACAAGAGUUGGAAAAGCAUAACAAUAAAGAAACCGAGAAAAAAAUGUCGUAUAAACAGUGUAUAGAGGCAAUAUUGCAUUGUUUGCAUACGGCUAUAUGAUCGCCCGUUUUGCAUUUAUUUAGUAGCAUGCUCGUUUCUCACUUCGACUCAGAUGUUUUGUUUGAAUGAUGAAACUUAGCUGGUGCUCAUAAUAAGGGCCCGUUUAAAGGAUAAUGUUGCACAAAAUCCUACUUCUCACAAAUUCACGAACAACAAAAAUACUUGAAAUGAAGACGCCUCAACGAUUCCUCCCGGCUGGCGAAUCCGCGCUCUCGGAACCAUUCAGGUUUCAAGGAUUUGGGAAUUUUUCUCGCUUUGACAAAUAGCCAUGUGGGGCUUGUUUUUUUCACGUAUAUUCACUCAGUGUUUUUAAGGGGUGAUUCUUGUUACAAACCUUGUUUCUCGUCUAUUUCAAAAUAUUUUCUUCUAAAUCUGACCAAGAUUGCAUCCAAUCAAAAAGUGGCUCCAUAAUUAAAAGGUUGGCAUUUUUGGAUGAUUUCUUGACCGUUUUCAACGAAUAAAAGUGGGGGAUGUAAAAUUGGAAAAUACUGGAUGUAACAUAUCAAGCAUGACAUGCAGUGUUUCAUCACCAGAUGAAACGCCGAGAAGAGAGUUAAAAAUACGACGCGCAGCAGAGUAUUUUUGACGAACUUCGAGGUGUUUCAUCUGAUGAUGAAACACUGUGUCGAAUGCCUGAUAUUGCUUCUCAAACAAAAUGAUUUUAGAAAGAGAAAUCAAGGAUGAAAAAAUGAGCAGUUUUUCAUCUUAUUUCCAAACACUCGUUAAACAUCAUUUUCUUUUGCAUUUUAAUUAUGAAUUAUUAAUGACUUUGAGAAAUGAGGAUAUGAAGGAAAUAAUGAGCAGGCAAAUACAAGAUGGUCCACCAUCACCACAAGGUUCCCCUGAGCUCAUUAGUGGAUCAACUGGUUUACGUUUAUACCGUUUUCUACUCGUAAUUCUUUCAUUCCUAAAUCAACCCCAUUCCCACCAAAGAAAAGAAACAGCUGGAAUCCAUCCAUAUCCAUAUCGUUUACCAAGACCAUUGUAGGAUACUUUCUAAAACCUGUUUAUCGAACUUGACAGUCGUAAGAUUGACAAUGUUAACAAGGAGCUCUUUGAAAAAAGGAGGAUAAGCCAAAGGGAUACUCCAAAGUCAGAAUCUAACACUGUGAAAAAAACGGUUAGUGGUCGAUGCUCUUAUAUUUUGGGCUUACGGGUAAAUGUUUAGCCAAAAGAAUUUGUUAAAAGGAAAUAAAUACGUUUUGAAGUAAGUAUACACAUGGUUCUGAUAAGAAAGACAUUCAGAUGAGACUUACCUCAAACCUACCCCGUUUGCAUGGUUGGGCACACAAUUUUUAGAGACGUACGUAAAAACCAGCAAACUUAUACAAUCAAAUGUCUGAAUAAUAUCUGAACAAAGAGCAAUUCAAUUUUACAGGUGUUUACUCCAUAUCAAUCAUCAACGAAAUUGCCCAAAGAAAACCAACCCGUUGAAACUAAAGAUGAUGAAUUUGCAGGCGUCAUGAGCAAUAUUGAUGAUGUGCCAAAUCUUUCUGGGAAUGUCAACGACAUCGUUAACUUUUACCGCCAAAAGCUCAGUAGUGCCAAGCAUGCAGGAGAUAAAGCUAGUGAAGGAGCUGUGUGUAGUACUCUUGGUUUGUUUUUUCUGAGUCAUGGCGAUUACAAGAAAGCCAUAGAAUAUAACGACCUUGCUCUUGACAUUUUCAAAGAAUUGGGCGACAAGAGACAGGAAGGAUAUGUGUAUCAUCGUCGUGGUGAUGUUUUCCAAAAGCUCGGUGAAUUCGAAAAAGCCAUGGAGUACAAAAACCGUGCACUCAGUAUAGCAAUAGAUCUGGGAGAAAAACCUUUGGAAGGUUACGCUUACUACGGUCUUGGCAAUGCUUUUCGAGGUUUGUGUAGUUAUGAAAAAGCAAUAGGCUUCUACAAGCGUUGUCUUAGUGUCGCCAAAGGUCUGUCUGACAAGACAAUCAGAUGGUCAUUAGAAAGUAUUGCCUAUAGCAAUCUCGGACAUGCUUUUGACUUCCUUGGUGACUACAAACGAGCUGAAACUUACCACAGGCUUCACCUUAGCAAUGCCAAAGAGAAGAGAGACAAGUCUAGAGAGGCAGAAGCGUACAGAGGUCUUGGCAACGUUUUUCAGGGCCUUGGGAAUUUCAGAAAAGCCCAAGAGUAUUACAGCUCAAGCCUUAGCAUUGCCAAAGAUGAACGAAACAAAGAAGCAAUGGUACACUCAUAUGCCGGUCUAGUAAACGCUCUCCGCAACCUUGGAGAUACAAAAAAUGCACUAAAAUACUCUAAUCUGCAUCUUAACUGCGCCAAAGAAUUAGGAAACAAAUAUAGGGAAGGAGAUGCGUAUUGCGCCCUUGGACAUAUUUAUAAAAGUCUUGGAGACUUCAAGAAGUCCAUAGAAUACUUCAAACGCUACCUUGAAAUUGCCAAAGAUUUUGGAGAUUCGGAAGGAGAAGGGGCCGCGUAUGGUGGCCUUGGCAAUGCUUUUUACAGCCUCGGAGAUUUCGAAAAGGCAGUUUACUAUCACAACCAACAUCUUGAUAUCGCUAAAAAUAUUGGAGAUAAGGAAGGGGAGGCGUUUGCGCAUGGCAAUCUCGGCAACGUUUAUCUCAGUCUUGGUGAUUUGAAGAAGGCCAACUACUACUACUUACGCCGCCUCAGUAUUGCAAAAGACCUGGGAGAUAAGGCAGGGGAAGGACGUGCGUAUGGCUAUCUCGGCCGCACUUAUGAACAUAUUGGCGAUUACGACAAAGCCAUGGUCUAUAACAACCGGUGUCUCUGUAUUGCCCAAGAACUUGGAAACAAGGCUGGGGAAGGGGUUGCCUGUGGCAAUUUAGGCAGAGUUUCCAAAAGUAUUGGUGACUACAUGAAAGCCAUAGAUUGGCACAAACAACAGCUUAGAAUUGGUAAAGAAAUAGGAGACAAAGAAAUGCUAGGCAUAGCCUACUAUAAUAGUGGACAUUGCUUUGAGAUGCUGAAAGGUUUACCUGAAGCACUCGAAAGUUACCAAACAAGCGUUAAAGUGUUUAAUGAAAUGAGAAGUCUCCUCCAGUCUGAAGAUCGGUGGAAGAUUGGAUUUCGGAACGAAUAUAACCAUACUUACACAGGUCUCUGGAGAGUUUUGUUAAAACAAGAAAAGAUUGCUGAAGCUCUGGCUGCUGCCGAAGAAGGUCGGGCCCAGUCACUAGCUGAUCUUAUGACAUCCCAGUAUGGUUUAAAAGAAUGUCAAUACAAAGGAAAACCACUAGAAGAACAGGAAUUUGGCAUGUUGAACCACACUUUAUCAAGUACCAUAUUCUUAGCUGUAGACGUGGUCGAAAACAAAGUAAAUAUCUGGGUAAUUUCAAAAGAGAAACCCCUACUUCACCAAGAGAAGACACUUGGCCGUCAUUGUACAAAGUUUUCAGCUGAAACAUUACAGUCCUUGAUUCAAUUUGCCUACGAAAAGAUUGGUGUUCGUACUAAAGCUAACUGCGAAAAUCGGUCUUUAGAUGUGUUUCGCGAAAACUGCUCUGCUGUGGAGCGGUCAUCCAAAAAGAGCUCACAACCCAUUCUCCAAGAAGAUAUUCAUCCCUUGUCAGCUUUGUACAGCUACGUGAUUGCCCCGAUAUUAGAUCUAAUUGAUGGCGAUGAGCUAAUAAUUGUUCCGGAUGGUCCAUUAUGGCUUGCUCCGUUUGCUGCAUUACUGAAUCCGUUUUCCAAAUACCUGUAUGAAUCAUUCAAAGUCAGAAUAAUUCCUUCACUAACAAGUUUGAAAAUUAUUGCUCAUUGUCCAAAAUUCCACAGCAGUAGUGGAGCUCUAGUUGUAGGAGAUCCAGACAUGAGUGAAGUUACCAACAGACAAGGAGAUGAGAUCCUGGAGCAGCUUCCUUUUGCCAGACAAGAAGCACAGAUGAUCGGACAGAUUCUUAAUACGGCACCUCUCACUGGAAAAUUAGCCACCAAAUGUGAAGUGCUAAAACAGAUUAGUUCGGUUGCCGUAGUACACAUUGCUGCACAUGGACGCAUGGAAACCGGAGAGAUAGCGUUGAGCCCGAAUCCUGAAAGGGAAUCACAAACCCCUGCAGAAGAGGAUUACAUGUUGACAAUGGCAGAUGUGAUGAGUGUGAAGCUGCGAGCCAAGCUAGUUGUACUUAGUUGCUGUCACAGUGGUCGGGGAGAGAUCAAAGCUGAAGGCGUGGUCGGUAUUGCACGUGCCUUUAUUGGUGCCGGUGCUCGUUCUGUUCUGGUGUCCCUGUGGGCCAUCGAUGACGAAGCCACCUUGGAGUUCAUGAAAAGCUUCUACCACAACCUUGUUAAAGGGCGAAGUGCGAGCGAGUCCCUUAACCGCGCAAUGAAAUGUCUCAGAGAAUCCGAGAAGUUCGGCGAUUUAAAAUACUGGGCGCCUUUUACACUUAUAGGCGAUGACGUCACUCUCGACAAACAAGAAGAAAUCAGGGUCUCAUAAAUAAAUUAAGGAACUAUGUCGCUAUAAGACAGAGAGAUGGUAUGAAACAAAGUCUUAUCGAUCUUCCCACAACGUCAUCUGACUGUGAGAAACGUAAAUAAGAAUUACAUAUCGCCUGCCUAAAGUUACCCAGAUAAUGCCCUUUUGAGUAAAAGAAACGGUAUGUCUUCUCUUCUGCGAAGAAACAAAUCACGGCUGCGAGGGAGACUAGCAGUCUAAGCGAGUGGACAAUUUAUUUCAAUAAUAAACUGUAGCAAGUUCAAUCUCAUGUAUCAUGUUCUGUUUCAUUUUUCGGAC